Molecule: messenger RNA, 5886 nt
Organism: Anopheles stephensi (Asian malaria mosquito)
Lineage: Eukaryota; Metazoa; Arthropoda; Insecta; Diptera; Culicidae
Product: F-BAR domain only protein 2
Exons: 15
Coding region: 1082-4363 (1093 amino acids)
Biological process (GO): clathrin coat assembly; clathrin-dependent endocytosis
Cellular component (GO): cytoplasm; clathrin-coated pit; clathrin-coated vesicle
Source: RefSeq, a predicted model, not a curated record
AAGAAGAGGAAGCUUUGACAGCAAAUUCCUUCAUUCCGUCGCCGUAUUCUCUGGUCCCGUUUGGUUUUUUGCGUUUGUUUCUGUUCGCUGUUGUCGGCCGCAAAACAGGCAAGAAAGUUGGCCAAAACCCUUGGCCAACGUGAGCACUCGGGCGGGUGAAGUGAUAACGCCCCUGGUGCGGCUCAUUAUUGACCGCUUCCGGUGCUGUGCUGGGCGGUGUAUGCAGCCAAACGACGUAGCACAAAACACACCUCACCCAACCAGCCAGCCAGUGUUAGCGCGAGUAAGCAAGUACAGCUUCUGCAGUUGAUUAGCAUUCUCCCGACGUUCUCCAGCCGCAUCGAAAAUACGCACGGAUAGCAAGUGGUGAUGUUGGGACGGGUCCAUGAAAAGUGACACCUAAAAAGGAAACAAUUUUAUGCUCGACUCUCGGCUGCGAACCCACGGUCCGGAACUAAUCUGUGAGCAUUAUGAAAGCGAAGCAAAGCGAGUGUCGGAAAUUAGUCUGAACGUUCCCGCCAACAGGACCAACCGGCGAUUUAGUAGCUAGUGUAUGAAUGGUGGGCGUCCAGACACAAACCGAGGAACACUUUCCGUGUCUACCAGCAUUAUCCUUCGUCGGGUGUGCCAUUUAGGUGGUUGCGGCGACGGCUGGCCCACAGCCAACGUGUGUUCUUUCGGGGAAGACCGGUGUAAUGAGGCCAACCUCUGGCACACGUCAAUCGGACCCAUCGGCCGUGGUGAUACAGCGAAGAUGCGUCCCAUCGUGGUACGGUAGUAGUAGGCAGACGUAGGCGCGGUGCAAGUGUUACGCGAAAGGUGCGCGACGUUGUUAUGUUCUACAGUUCGCGUCGGUGAGCGAAGAAUAACGAACCCCCCCCCCCCCCCCCGCGGGAUCACGGAAGUGAAGGCGGUGUGUUGUGUUGGGUGGUUGUUUGUUGUGCGAUUGUGGGUAGUGCGAAGCGAAGCAGCAACCGUCGUAACUGGAAGGAAGCGGCGAGUGGCAGGAUAAUUGCAGUCGUGCAAUUUAGGAGUGAAAGUUUGCUUUUGAGGACAUCCAUUGCAUCGGUCCGGAGGCAAAAUGACGGUCGACUUCAACGACUAUUUCUGGGGCGAGAAAAACAAUGGCUACGAGGUGCUGUACCAAAAUAUGAAGUAUGGCCUGUCGGCGACGAAAGAGCUGGCGGAGUACUUCCGCGAGCGCGCGAAUCUCGAGGAGUACAACUCGAAGCUGCUGACGAAGCUGGCGAACAAGGCGGGCUCGAGCGGCGGCGGCACCUUCUCGCCGCUCUGGAUCAUCCUCAAGUCCACGACCGAGCGGCUGUCGGAGCUGCACGCCCAGAAGGUGCAGAAGCUGACGGAGCUGGUCAAGAACGUCACCAAGUACGCGGAGGAUCUGCACAAGAAGCACAAAUCGGUCAAGGAGGAAGAAUCGGGCACGCAGGAUGCGGUGCAGGCAAUGAAGGAAUCGACAACGGCCGUCUCAAAGGCAAAGGACAUCCACAAUGCCCGGCUGCAGGAGGUGGAGAAGGCACGGAAGGACAACUCGACGAAGGAGAUCGAAAAGUCGGAGGCCAAGCUGCGGAAGCAUCAGGACGACUACAAGGCGCUGGUGGAGAAACACAACAUAAUCAAGCAGGAGUUUGAGAAGAAAAUGACAAUAACGUGUAGGCGUUUUCAAGAAAUGGAAGAAGCACACCUGAAGCAAAUGAAAGAGUUCCUCUCCUCGUACAUGGACAUCGUGCAGAACAAUUUCGAUCUGGUCGGACAGGUCCAUUCUGAUUUGAAGCGUCAAUUUCUAGAGCUAACCGUGGACAAGCUGCUGGAGCAGUUCGUGCUCAACAAGUACACCGGGCUGGAGAAACCAGAGCUAAUUGAGCUUGAUUUUGAAAGUGGCACCGGGAAUGCUUCCACCGGUGCGGGUGGCAGUAAUAGCCACCAGCUGCUAGUAAACACGUCGUCCGGCGGACCGGGUGGCAGUAUCUCGCCCGCCCCAUCCUCACUGGCCGGCGGGUUGCUCGAAUCACCGACCCUGUCCGCUACCAGCGCCUCACAACCGAUCAACAUUAUCGGCACGUCGACGACAGCGGCCGGCAAGAAGGAAGGCAGCAGCCAUCUCCGAUCGUGGUUCAGCUCGAGCUCGACCGCAGCCGUCCCAACGAACUCGCCGGUCAAUCUGUCCACCUCACCCACUUCCAACUCGGUGGGCGGCGGACUCCGGUACGAUGGAUUGGAUCUUCCCACCCAGCAGCAGCAGCAGCAUCCAAUGUCGUUGCGCGCCAUGUCGCCGGUGCCAUCGGCGUUGAGCGAAAGUAGCGUUUCCGGAUCCGCACAAAGUACGGGCAAACACUCAAUCUCCGGGUUUCUGCGCAGCCGGCGCGAGAAGGCCAAAUCGAAGAAAGCCAAAAAGAAGAAAGAUUCCACGGAAAAUUCCAGUGCCAAAGAGGAGAACAUUUUGGAUGGUGAGAGCAAGGGAGAUUCGGCGAAUACGGGCAGCAGCGCUACCAACCUGCAGACCACCUCCGCGAUCAGUGCAUCGAAUGUCGCACCGACGGCGACGCCCGAAGUCGAUGAGGACGGUUACAGUAUACAGCCGCGCGAAACCACCUGGGACAGUGCGACGAUCACGGAAAAGAGCAAUAAUUUCUACUCAAGCUCGGACAGUGACAGUGAAGACGAACGGGAGGAAAAGAAAAUUCACGUCGAAAUUAAACCGCUUAACAAUGGCGCUGCGCCCAUUUCGGCGAGUGUCGACGAGCUGAGGGCCACGGUGGAAAAUCUGUCCCUAUCUCCGAUCGGUAUUUUAACAUCGCAACAGCAACAGCAGCACCAUCAACAGCACCAACUGCACCAGCAGCAGCACCAACAGCAGCAGCAGCAGCAAUCCUCACAAGCACACGCGUUGCACCAGCAGAUGUCGGUCGGGAAUGCGUCGCUUUUGAAUAACAGUAACACCACGCACCUCACUAGUCCGAAUGCUUCGAACGCGUCCACACCGACCACGGUGCAUCCGUACGCGCCACUCCAAAGUCCGACCCUGUCGAUGUCCACCAGCUCGAACAAUCGGUACGCUGAUCUGGGUGAUAUCUUCUCGGAGGUGGGCGACAUCAGCAUCUCGGCACCGGCAUCGGCGAACCUAACGAAGCUUACACAGCGACAGAUUCCCACACCGACAUCCGCCGGUGGCAGCAGCAGUAUCGCUAUACCGAGGCCACCCUCCAGAAGAUCGGAAGCGGCUGGUAAGGCAUCGGCACCAAGUGCGCAUUCGUUGUGCUCAUCUCGUUUAUCUUCGCUUCUAGUCGCGCGCGACCGUGUCAGUCCGGCGUCGCAGAUCGCCCGUGCAGACAGUGUUGGCAGUUUGGAGUUCCGCAGUCCGAGCGUCGGUAUCGGAUCGUCCCGUGGUCCGUCCCCGUUGACGAUCGGCAUGUCGGACACGAUUCCGUUGGCCGUUGCAUUCCACGAAAUUAUUCACGCCUAUUUCAAAGGUGCGGACGAGUCCCGGUGCCAGGUGAAAAUGUCGGGCGACAUGAUGAUAUCGUUCCCGGCCGGUAUUGUGAACGUGCUGACGAACAAUCCGAACCCGGCGAAGCUCGGCUUCCGCAUCAAGAAUCUCCAGCAUCUCGAGAACGUGCUGCCGAACAAGCAGCUCAUCACGAUCGAUCGGCUACAGUCGACCAGCUUCAGCACGACGCUCGAGUUCAACAUGCCAGUGCUGACGGCCACCCUGCGGCGUCAGUCCGAGCAGAACCCGAACGCGCCCCACAUCAACGUCGACAUCCUGAAGUACCAGAUCAGGGCGAAACCGGGCGCCUCCUCCUGCCCGUUCCAGCUCGUGUCCUACUGGAAGUGUGAGCAGCGGCACACGGACAUCAAGAUCGACUACAAGUACAACUGCCACGCGAUGGCCCAGCCGUCCCCGUUGCUGAACGUGUCCAUCUCGGUGCCGGUCGACGGUGGGGUGAAGAAUGUUCAGUCGAAACCACAUUCCGCAUGGCAAGGCGAAUCGAAUCGAUUGGUGUGGAACUUUACCGACAUAUCGCAACACUCCGAGAGCGGCGGUGUCGAUACGCUCCGGGCACGGCUCGAGGUAGGUUCGGGCCCGUCCACACCGGCCAUCAUUUCCACGCAGUUCAACUGCGAAGGUACGACCCUGUCCGGGAUCGAGUUUGAGCUGGCCGGGGCCGGCUAUCGGCUGUCGCUUGUCAAGCGCCGCUUCGUCUCAGGCAAGUACAUCUGCGAAGGAGACGGCAUACGAACGGUGAAAACACCGACCCCACCGAACGUGUCGGGCGUCAUGUCACCGAUCCCGUUCGGCGGCGGCAGCAAAUCGGCCAACGCGUCAUCCGGUGGCACCACUGGAUAGUAUCGGGUUUUCUUCUACUAGAAAAGCAGUACCGCAGCCAACGAACGAGCGCGCCUUGAUGGUGGUGGUGGUGGUGGUGGCCGCCGCUGGAGACGAAGGGCGUGAACUGAGUAGAAGAAGUUACCAAACGUUGUUAGAGGUAGUGUUGCUGCAUCCACGGGACACCGUCCACCAUCGUUCUGACCGUGCAGAAACAUACGCGAACAUCAUGCCCGCGGGUGUGUUGCUUGAUUUCGGGAUUUCGGGUCGAUUAGGUGAGUUUUACCUUUUUGCAACCCAAACUGGACUACGCAUUGGCAACGCAAAUUGGAAGGGAGCGUGGCGGGAGUUAGUUGGGCCAACUCGCCCGGGAAUGUAUGAGGCUUAGUGGGAGAUUUCAGAGGAGCGUUAUUAGGAGGUGUGACCGUGUGUGGAGGAUCGGAGCAGUUUGAUAUGAUUAGUCGCCUUUUGGUAAGGGGUAUGUGGUGCCUUCCCUCUUUAGUGGUCCCCGGUCCGUCGAUGCGCCUACUUUCUACUACAGUUCUCAUAGAUGUGUCCAACUUUGUUCGUCACCCUUUUCCCUAUCGGCUAUCUUCUCCAUCGGUACUAAGCAAUCUUAGUAUUCUCUAAAGGACUGAACGCCAUUCCUGUUUUUGUUGCCCCGUUGAGCUUUGAAUUCACGCACGAAUGCUUUAAGUAAAUGUAAAAACCUUGCAGAAGGCGCUGCUCGCUUUGAAACCCCAUUAUUAUAAUACGAAGCCCACAUCACAGCAAAAAAGAGCGGCGUGCGCUGUUCUGAAUUGAAUUAGAACUUAGGACACGAGCGGCUUGCGGGUUGAAAGAGAAGCGGAGUCGAGUGGUGGGGCAGGGGGAAGUUUGGGAUUACACGCACGCCAUUUCCACAGCGAGCAUCGAAUGGACGACGUCCGAAUGGAAAUACUCUCUCGUGAUCGUAAACGUUUGUAAUCGGGGUGGGGCAAAAAAGCUUAAGUUACGGUUAGUAGAUUAAUGACGCACGCUUCCAUAACAAACACAUACAUCCAAGCUUUUGUGUAUACGUUCAUCCUGUGGUUGUAUGCUUUACAGUAGCAUAUACACUCGAUGUGUGUGCGUGUGGGCAACUGCUUGGAGGAGAAGCGCUUUAGCUAGUACACAACACCGUCUGUAUUAUUACUUCUCCUUUCUCUUCAACCCCAUUCCGGUGGGAAGUUAUGGGUUUAAAUGUUAGUUUUGUAGCAAAUUACAAAAGCACCACCACCCACCCGCAUACAACCCCCGACACUCCUUCACACACCCGCGAAAGACUCGGUAACAAUUGUAGGUUAGGGAAAACAACGCAAUACAAACACACUCACACACAGACACACACUAAUACACAAUUAAAAUCCACUUUUUGCAUACAGUAACAAACAGGAGAAGAAGAAAGCAAGCAAACACUUAUUCCAAAUAGGAACAAAAUGGACGCAACAUUUAUCCAGGCAUCAUUAUUGUAUGGCAUUGUGCGAAAGGAAAAAUAAAACUUAGGCAAUUAUCAAACAAUGGCA